UGUAAGCUCUACUAAAGAACGCGUUUUUCAUGUAAAUACGUCCGUUAAUUCCGUGAAAUGUUGUAUAAUGUGUAAUGAGAAUCAUAAUCUGUGUAAAUGUAAAUCGUUUGCAAAAAUGAAUUGUAAUGGACGUGUUGAAUAUGUAAAAAAUAAGAAAUUGUGUUUUAACUGUUUGGCCCCAGGUCAUUCGGCAUUUAAAUGUCGUAUACCUUUGUCGUGUCACAUAUGUAAAAAACGUCAUCAUUCUCUUCUACACCGAUCAAAUAUAGGUAUAGGUACAGAUUCGUCGGUAUCCGAGGUAACUACACAACCGUCGACAUCAAUGCGGACCGAUGUAGAUGAGAAGAAGGUGCAUACUACAAUGACGUCUUUACAUAGUCUAGGAGAUGGUGAACAUAAGGUAAGUCUCUUGGCAACUGCGGUAGUAGUGACUAAAGGUGAAAAUGGACACACUACUACUCUUAAGGCAUUAAUAGAUUCAGGGUCACAGGCAUGUUUUAUUACCAAACGAGCUGCACAAGUCUUAAAGUUACAGCUCAAGCCGGUUAAUAUGAUAGUAACUGGCAUGGAGUCUUUGAAGGUACAUGUAAGGAAUGAGGUCAAAGUAAAUAUUUUGUCUCGGUGGGAACCUAAGUUUGAAUUACCAGUACACGCCUACGUGAUGUCAAAGUAUUUAAAAAUAAACUUACCUUCGAGAAAUAGUAUUAAACAUGAGCUUGUACACUUUAACAAUUUAAAUUUAGCAGAUCCAAACUUUUAUGAGUCGGGUUCUAUGGAUCUAUUAUUGGGUGUAAAUGAAUACACAAAAAUUCUACAAGAAGGUUUAAUCAAGGGUCCCUCAGGUACUAUAUGUGCUCAAAAUACCAACCUGGGAUGGAUCAUUAUGGGUGGAAUUAAUAUGAAGGUUAACACUAUACAUAAGUCUUUAAUGGUAACAAAUUUAACAAGUGAUUCAAAUAUUAAUGACUUACUUAAAACUAUAUGGGAGAUAGAUAUUGAUACAAAUAGAAAGUUAACUAAAGAGGAACAACUAUGUGAAGAUAUAUAUGAAAGGACACAUGAGAGAGAUACUAAUGGAAAAUAUAUAGUUAGAUUACCUUUUAAAACUGAAAAGCUGCUUUCACCUGAAGGCAACACGAGAGAAGUAGCUGUAAGAAGAUUGUUGCAAUUAGAGAGAAGAUUUAAAAGAGAUCCAGAUCUGAAAAAGGAAUACCUGAAAGUUAUAGAAGAAUACAAAGAAUUAAAACACAUUGAAGAAGUACCUGAAAAAGAAAUAAAUAAAAAAGCUGUUUACUUACCCCACCACGCCGUUGUACGUCAAGAUAAGGAGACCACGAAGACUCGAGUUGUGUUCGACGCUUCCUGUAAAGGUUCUAACAACAUAUCAUUAAAUGAUGAACUCUUACCUGGUCCAGUAUUGCAAGAAGAUCUCAGAAACAUUAUUAUGAGGUGGAGAACUCAUAAAAUCUGUUUCGUAUCAGACAUUCAGAAAAUGUACAGAAUGAUAUGGAUGAAUAGGAAUGAUGUCGACUACCAAAGAAUAGUCUGGCGAAAUGAUCCAACUGAAAAUAUACAAGAUAUGAGAUUACUUACCGUCACUUUUGGCACAGCAUCCGCUCCAUACCUAGCUGUAAGAACACUUAAACAACUUGCUGCUGAUGAAGGUCAUCAUUUUCCUGAAGCUGCUAGAAUAUUAAACGAAGAUUUUUACGUAGACGAUUGCAUGUCUGGUGGUGAUGAUUUAGAACAAUGUAUUCAGCUAAGAAAAGAUUUGACGGAACUAUUGCGAAGAGGAGGUUUUGAUCUUAAAAAGUGGUCGUCUAAUAGUGCAGAAUUUUUACAAUCUUUAGAACCAAAUGAUAGAUCUACAAAGGCGCAUAUAGAUAUUAAAUUAGAUGGUAUUGUCAAGGCAUUGGGUGUUCAAUGGAAUUUGGGAACGGAUCGAUUCGAAUAUAAUUUUAGUUUAGAAUCAAUAGAUGAUGAUAAUGUUAUAAUAACUAAACGCAAUAUUCUUUCUGAUAUACAAAAAUUAUUUGAUCCAUUAGGAUGGAUUGCACCUUGCAUUGUUUUAGCAAAAAUUUUAAUGCAGAAGUUAUGGCUUGAAAAAGCAAACUGGGAUGAGGAUCUUAAUAUUUUCAUAAAAGAAGAGUGGAAGAAUAUUCGCAAUGAUCUCCAAAAUAUAAAGGAUAUUACUAUAGAUAGAUGGCUGGGAACAGUAAAUACAAAUUUUGAUACAAUUGAAAUUCAUGGGUUUUCAGACGCUUCGACAUUAGCUUAUGCUGCAGUUGUUUAUUGUCGUGUUAGAAAUGAUGAUGGAACUUAUAGUACAAGUCUAAUUGCUGCAAGAACAAGGGUUGCACCACUUAAGACGAUAUCGUGGUUAAGAAACGAUGAACUACAAUUAGAAAGAUCAGAAUAUAUACAAACUGAUUUAGAAGAAAAGAAGAUACCUAUUAAUACAGUCCCACUAACAAACACUAAACAAUCAUUGAAAUUUGAAGAAUUUGAUACAUUAAAAGAAUUAUUGAAAACAAUAGCUUAUUGUAAGAAAUUUUUGAGAUUUAAAAAGAAUAAAGAAGACAUGAAAAUAACAAUUGAAUAUUUGACUAGUUUACAACAGCGAACUAGAUGGUUGAAGAAGAAUGAUGAAUUUAAAGUAGGUGAUGUUAUUUUGAUUAAACAACCUAAUUUGCCACCUGGCAAAUGGGCAUUAGGGCGUAUCACUGCCAAACACCCGGGGCCAGACGGUUUCACUAGGGUUUAUAGUGUUAAGAGCGGUGAUAGUGUAAUAAAAAGAAGUGUAUCUAAAUUGCGUUAUCUUCCUAUCAAUACAGAUAUCAUUUAA
Messenger RNA from Colias croceus (clouded yellow), 2845 nucleotides. RefSeq lists its product as uncharacterized. The transcript has 2 exons. Lineage: Eukaryota; Metazoa; Arthropoda; Insecta; Lepidoptera; Pieridae. The coding region runs from base 68 to 2845 and encodes 925 amino acids. The record is from RefSeq and is a predicted model, not a curated record.